Penaeus vannamei (Pacific white shrimp) is the source of this 1780-nucleotide messenger RNA. Lineage: Eukaryota; Metazoa; Arthropoda; Malacostraca; Decapoda; Penaeidae. The record is from RefSeq and is a predicted model, not a curated record.
UAUCUCUCAACACUGAUUUUACCUGUAUAAAAUCCCUCAGUAAGCACUGUCAAACCUCAGUAAAUAAAGCGAGAUCUUUUGUCUGAGGUUCAGGCAUCCAGGUCUACAGCCCGAGCGCCUGAAGGAAGCGUAGGAGGAGAGGGCGGAGAACGUGGGAUCAUAGACGCGAGACCCGGCCGUCCUGCAGACGAUCCUCCUCACGUAAACAAACCGAGGGAGGAACGGACGAGGCCUAAAGACAUUGCCUAGGCCUACGGACCUUGCCUAGGCCUACGUGCCAGCCCUCAGGUUCUUGAAUGUUUAUAAAUCACCUGAAAAAAGUCCAAUGUAACAGAGGUGUGAGUAAUGCAGAUUCUCUAAACUGUAAGAAAGGUUGGAUGAUCCGGGGAUGGCUUUGAUCUUCAGCUUAGUGGUAAUUUUGGCUGUCAGCUCCUUCACAGAUUCAAAAAAUGGGACUUUGGACCCAUCCUCCUCAUCAAAGGUCCAGUCUCCAUAUGUCACAGAAGUCACUCAGGAUGAGCCCUCCACCACCUUUUUUACAAACAUCACAGACACUUCUGCAGCUGGAAGCACAUCCCAGAUUCCAGCCACUUCCUCUCCAGUUGUCAGUGCAACACCUACCAGUGAUGGCACUUCAACAGCAUCCAUUGCACCUUCAUCACCAAAUGUAACAGAUUCAACAACAUCUGCAACCACAAAUAUGUCAACAGCUCGGCCAACUUCGUCACCAUCAACAACCUCUCCAGCCCCCCAAACCACAUCCACUCCAACAAAACCAAGUCCGACCACACCUGCCACCAAAACAACAUCAGCAUUAACGGCAUCAGUCACUCCUUCGUCGUCCCCUGAUGUGACAUCUACGCCGUUGAAGUCGACCACAGGGAUUCCCCCAACCCCCAUCACGACCACCACUCAGCCCAGCACCACUACAGUGCCUCCUGAACCUCCCCACCCAGGGCUGUCGGUUGCUCUGUCCCUCUUCAUCUUACUAGCUGUGAUAUUAAUUAUUGGUGCAGGUGUUUGGUGGAUCCGACGGAGGCGGCAAUUAGAAAGGCUUCGUCAUCAGCUGAUGCCAAUGUAUAACUUUGACCCAACUGACGAUGCAGAUGACUGGGAGAACCAGUUGUUGGAGGAGGAACGCUCACUGCGCCCAGAAGCUGAAAAGAAAUGGUGGGAGGGAAAUUCAUCAGAACUGGUCCAGCCGCAAGUUCAGAUGUACUCUGGAAAUUCAACCUUUGACACCAGUCAAAAAGCUCCAGCAGGUGCAACACAGAAAGACUGACACUGUUAAUUACAAGAAAAUACUUGUAUAUGUUUUGUAUCUCAAGAUGAUAAUCCCAUAAGUGACGUGCCAGAAACUGCUGGAGAUCCCGAUGUCAGGGCAGGAGCUCAAAUGAUGUCCGAUGACUGUAGUGGAAUCCUCUCAAGGAACAAGUGGCUCACCGUCUGCAUUCCCUUGAUUGAAAUUAACGUCUAGUCCGUAUAUGUUGUGAUACUUUUAGGGCAGCUAUGUGCCUGUCAUCUUUCUUCCAAUUUGAUUGAUUUUUAUUUUACUGUUUUAUCCCAAAAGGUUGAUAUGUAUCCGAUGGUGUUAUUUGUGUGCUCACGUUCGGAGCGAGGCUAGGCUCCCCAAUUGAGUUUGUCUUUUUAUUAUUCCAAGAAAGGUUACAAAAUAGUGUACCCCACUUUUAGUGUUUUGAUUUACUGAGUAUUUACACACACACACACACACACACACACACACACACACACACACACACACAACACACACACACACACA